AUGGAGCCUCGAUGGGGAGUCUUCGCGGAGGGGUGUCGUCGGCCUGGCGAUGAAGAUGAUAGGCACAAAUGUGGUCGCUGCCAGUCCGAGUUCACCUCUUUGGAAGAAUUUGUGCAACACAAGUUGCAGAAGCUUUGCCAGAGACCUCAGGAUGCAACUGCAGCAGCAACCCCGGUGAUUUCAUCUGUUGAAGCGCCGAUAACUGUAGCUCAUAUAGUUGUUGAAGCUGCUCCGAUAACAGAAGAAAUCAGCAAUGCCCCUGCAAUUGUAGGUAGUGGGCAUAUCAAGGAGGUUGUUGUAGCUGCAGAUCAUGUCUUUGAAAGCCCCAAUGGCCCCAGUGAUGAAGAUGGCGGAAUCACUCAGAGUAAUCCAGGAGGCCCAGGAGAAGGUGCCUCUCUGGAACUUAUCAAAGUUAAACUGCUGGUUAAUAAGGAAGGUCGUUAUGUCUGCGAACUGUGCCACAAGACGUUUAAGACGGCCAGCAUUCUCAAGGCUCACAUGAUCACUCACAGCAGCAGGAAGGACUAUGAGUGUAAAUUAUGUGGGACAUCUUUCAGGACCAAGGGCUCGCUAAUCCGACACCAUCGCCGUCACACAGAUGAGCGUCCUUACAAGUGCAAGAAAUGUGGGAAAAGCUUCCGGGAAUCAGGAGCCUUGACUCGUCAUUUGAAAUCCUUGACUCCUUGCACUGAGAAAAUCCGUUUCAAUAUGAAUAAGGAAAUAGUUGUUGGCAAAGAGGACGCAGCCCCAGGGGCCAACAGCUCCAGCAGUGAAGCCAUUCCCUCGCUGGCAGCUCAGUCUGUGGAGGCCUCCCCCGUAAUCCAUCUAGUGACAGAUGCAAAAGGGAAUGUUCUCCAUGAAGUCCAUGUCCAGAUGCAGGAGCUCCCGGUCUCUGAAACAAAAUCAUUAGGACAAGAGUCAUCCAAUCUUGAGGAGCUGUCCCCUGACGGGGAGGACGAUGAGAACUUGCUGCGAGAAGCCAUGAGGAAUUCUGGAAUUGUGAUUGAGCGGGUUUCCAUGGAGGAGGGUGCCAAAUCAGAUGAAAGCGACGCUGCUGCUGAGGAUUUAAAGAACAAAGAGGUGGAAGCAUCUGAGAAAUUUUGUGAAGAGCAGUAUGUGGAAAUUGAGCACAUAGAAGCUCCAGAUCCUGAAGCGACAAAUGAAUGUAAGCGACACGUGUGCCCUUAUUGCAAUGAAAUCUUCAGGGAACAGAGUAGUCUUGAUCUCCAUAUCAGUGGACAUCUAGACUACAAAUCUUUUACAUGUGAGGAGUGUGGCAAAGAAUUCACCAAAGGAUACUUGCUUAAAAAGCAUCAGGAAGUGCACGUGAAUGAACGGCGGUUCCGUUGUGGGGAGUGCGGCAAGCUGUACAAGACAAUUGCACACGUGAAGGGGCACAGGCGAGUGCAUUCGGAUGAGCGGCCAUAUCCUUGCCCCAAAUGUGGGAAGAGGUACAAGACCAAGAAUGCUCAGCAGGUUCAUUUCCGAACACACCUGGAUGAAAAGCCGUAUGUCUGCCAGUUCUGCAAUCAAGGCUUUCGGGAAAAAGGUUCUUUGGUGCGUCACAUCCGUCACCAUACAGGCGAGAAGCCAUUCAAAUGCUACAAAUGUGGGCGUGGGUUUGCAGAGCACGGCACCCUCAAUCGGCACCUGAGGACCAAAGGUGGCUGCCUGCUUGCCUUGAAAGAAGCCGAAGAAGCAGUGGUAUCAGAGGAGGGUCAGUCAGCUGACCGCUUGGCUGCAACUGUAAUUUCUGAAGACCCCCCUACAGUCCUGGUGGAGUUUUCCUCAGUGGUAGCAGAUACACAGGAGUACAUAAUUGAGACAGCAGCUGAAGACAUGGAAACCAGUGAAGCUGCUGAGAUCAUAGAAGGAACCAGGCAUGAGGUGGACAGUCACAUAAUGAAGGUUGUUCAGCAGAUAGUAAACCAAGCCAAUUCCGGCCAUCAGAUAAUUGUCCAGAAUGUCACCGUGGCGGAUGAUUCAACCAUGACAGCAGAUGGUGUGGACACCGACACAAUUGCCAUAGCGACUCCAGAGAGCCUCACGGAGCAGGUUGCUAUGACCCUGGCUUCAGCAAUUGGUGAAGGGGCUGUGCUGGCCACGGAGGGCAGCGGGGAGGUUGAGGAAGCAACCGUGACCAUGGUGGCAUCAGAAGACAUUGAAAUAAUGGAGCACACGGGGGAGUUUGUGAUUGCGACCCAAGAGGAGGAGGAGGAGGAACUGGAGGUUCAGACUGUGAUCGUCUAAGGCAUGAGGGUGCUUCAGGCAUCAUCUUCACAGGUCAGAAGCCUGGCUGCCCCCAGCUACCAGGAUAACGUACAGUUGCUCUAAGAGCCGAUUCACAAGCUGCUUCUCGUGAACAUGUUAGUCGACAUGUUAGCUGAGCUGUUCACCACCUGUUCUGGUCAGGGAGGGUACCUGGCCCUUGUGAACAGUGGUGGCUUGUUGAAACCAGGCAACUGUAAAGCAAAGCACUUUAGAGGAAAAAUAUUGUGUGCAGGGAUCCUUGAUUAUGUGACAGUGGGAGGUUCCAGGCGGCGGGAGGGGGACCCAGCGGCUUUUCAUAGGAGUGUAGAUUGCAAGCAGCUCAGGAGGAAGGUCACCCUUAGAAGGCAGAGGCUUCAUUAGCACUGCCAGAAUGCUCAGAAAGGCCACACUGUACAUUUUUGCAACCAUGUAGCUUUUAAUUAUAUAUUGUCUGGUUUAACUUGUAAAUAUUUUUUUAAAAAAACAAUUUUUUACAUUACUGUAUUCUGAUGUAAUUAAAGGAGAGUGCUGAAGGCUUCAAA
Messenger RNA from Python bivittatus (Burmese python), 2792 nucleotides. RefSeq names its product E4F transcription factor 1 (gene E4F1). The record is from RefSeq and is a predicted model, not a curated record. Lineage: Eukaryota; Metazoa; Chordata; Lepidosauria; Squamata; Pythonidae. Gene Ontology annotation, biological process: regulation of transcription by RNA polymerase II. Gene Ontology annotation, molecular function: DNA-binding transcription factor activity, RNA polymerase II-specific. Gene Ontology annotation, cellular component: nucleus.